ACCGGCUGGAGGGAGCAGAUCAGGCGAGCUGGGUUGGGAGUUGUUUAUGCUGCGGGCGAGUGGCUUGAGGAGCGCACAGGUUAAACCUCCUUGCGGAAGAAGCCAUCGCAAAGAAUUCUCCACCUUUCUUCAGGAGGGAGACCACUUCUCUAUUUCCACCAACGGCUGAAAUUUGCGAAACUUCCUAGUGGUUUCAUGCAAGGGGCUUCUUCCCCUCCCCCCAUAUCUUUACCUCCAGAUAGGCAAUGCCGUGACAAGCAGAUGGUCUAAGGGUCUGGCCUCUUUGGGCUUGCAGGGACUCUUUGGCCGAGUGUUAUGUGGACUUUCUGGGUCUUUGGUGUGACCUGGAUGCUGGUUGGGGAGGUCAAUGCUGUUGGAGCCUUCAUUGGGCCAUGGAAUGCCAUGAUGCCAGCCCCACUCCACUUGGAAAUCUGGGAGCAGCCCAACAGGACCCAGGGCUCUGGCCGCAGUGUGGAUUGCAGGGAGGUGAGGCAGCAGAACGUCUCCAAACGCUGCUCUUUCGUUCAGACCAACCCAGAUUGCCAGAUGGACGGCGGGUUUCUCAGCUACCUCAGCGGAGUCUUUUGCGUCUUCCCAGCAGAUCUACAACCUCUCGCAAUCACCCUCUAUGUUCUGUGGUUGUUCUACCUGUUUGUUAUCCUUGGCGUCACAGCUGAGAAAUUCUUCUGCCCUAAUUUAUCUGCGAUUUCCACCAAGUUGAAGCUGGCCCACAAUGUAGCUGGUGUUACCUUUCUAGCCUUCGGGAAUGGUGCACCAGAUGUCUUCAGUGCUGUGGUGGCAUUCUCUGACCCACGGACAGCUGGCCUAGCCGUUGGAGCCCUCUUUGGUGCUGGCAUCUUUGUCACCACCGUAGUGGCUGGAGGUAUAGCCUUGGUGAGACCCUUCACCGCAGCCUCCAGGCCGUUCCUCAGGGAUGCCAUCUUCUAUAUGGUGGCUGUGUUUUUGACCUUUGUAGCGCUCUACUUUGAGGAGGUUACCCUGGCAGAAGCCCUGAGUUACAUUGGGCUGUACAUCUUCUACGUCUUGACAGUGGUGAUCAGUACGUGGCUCCACAAGAGACAGCGCAGGGAGAGGCUGGCCGCUUCCGUUCCUACAGAACCAGAACUUCCAAGAGACUCUGAAGAUGGAGAUUCCUCAAGCUUCAGUGGAGGAGACUACAGAGAAGAAUACCAGCCCUUGCUGCCCUCGGAGGAAAGUACGUUCCAGAUCCUGAAGCACUCCAUGAAUCCCCUGGAUUACAGGAAGUGGCGGAGGAAACCCUGCUACUGGCGUGUCCUCAAGGUCUUCAAGUUGCCGGUGGAGGUGGUGCUGCUGCUGACGGUUCCAGUCGUGGACCCUGACAGGGAGGACCAAAACUGGAAGCGACCUCUGAACUGCCUGCACUUGGUCACUGGCCCCCUUAUCUGUAUUCUCACACUGAAGUCUGGAGAAUACGGCUUUUACAAGAUCCAGGCUGUCUUUCCAGUGUGGGGCGUGGUGAUCCUUGCAGGGGCUGUCUUGGCUAUGAUUGUCUUCUGCACUACAAGGAAUGAAGAACCACCCCGAUAUCACAUUAUUUUUGCUUUCCUGGGUUUCUUGGUCAGUGCCAUGUGGAUCAAUGCUGCUGCCACAGAAGUGGUGAACAUCUUGAGGACUUUGGGUGUGAUCUUCCGUCUGAGCAACACCGUUCUUGGGCUGACGCUGCUAGCUUGGGGGAAUAGUAUAGGCGACACUUUCUCUGACCUCACCAUGGCUCGGCAGGGAUACCCACGUAUGGCCUUUUCUGCUUGCUUUGGAGGCAUUAUCUUCAAUAUGCUUGUUGGAGUUGGUCUCGGUUGCCUGCUGCAGAUGACAAAUGCCAAACUGGUAGUGAAGCUAGAGCCAGAUGGUCUCCUGGUGUGGAUCUUAGCCGGAGCGCUGGGUCUUAGCCUGGUGUUCUCGUUCCUCGCGGUGCCUGCCCAGUGCUUCCGUCUGAGCCGAGGGUACGGCUUUUGCCUCAUUGUCUACUACCUGGCGUUCUUGACUAUUGCGCUGCUGACCGAGUUCAGGGUAAUCCGGCUCUCCACCUUCUCAUAAAGAGGUCUCUUGCCUUGGAUCUUGUUUAUGCUGCCGUUGGACAAUGGAGACAGGGUCAACAAACCCCCUCUUGAUCAGAAUACCCACUUGACAGUGCCUUGAAGCAGAAACGGUCAGUACUGCUGGCAUAUAUGGAACAGGCUUGCUAAUCAAAAUUGACUGUUACUGCCAAGGGAAGGAGACGAAUUCAAGUCUCAAAAAAGCAUAAGCAGAGCCCUUUGAACGCCAACACAAAGUUAACGUGGGACGAAGGCAUGACAAUCCUAGCUGCUCUGUUGUGGCUUUUAGAACCUGGGGUAAGUGGGCUAAAUUGUGCUCCAAAGCUCUUAGGAAGUCAUCAGGCCUAAUCAGUGUUAAGUUUUAUAUCAAGAGGCAUUAUUUUAGAUUUGGAAUAGUGAUGUGGUGGUGUGUUUUGGGGUUUUUGUUGUUGUUCUUUAAACCAUUUUUACAAAAGAGAUUGGAGAAUGGGUUACUAAAUGUGGUUUUUAGAUCCUCUCUUAACAAGCUGGAGAUGGAGAACAUAUUUUCAGUGCUGAAAGUGGCAAGGCCUCUAUGAACUCUUGUAAUGUUUCAAAACCCUGCCUCAUGGAGUAGAUUAAAUGGCACUUGGAAUACUUCUCCACCACUUUCAACACCUCUGGGAAAAAUGAAUGUCUUCAACCUCAACAGUAUGCUGUUUCUAGUUUCCCAUAAAGUCUUGCUUUAGAGGCUACAGAGGCCAGUUCUUAAAAUCUGUUUUAGUGUUUUUACUAAAUUUGUUUCCUUUUUUCUCCCCCACAAUUGCUUUUGGAUAAGCAAUUUUAAUGCAUUCAAAUUUUAAUGCAUUCAAGGUAUGGGUUGUUCCCACAACUUUCUAGCUUUUGAUAAUUUCCGUUAAAAAUGGUAUCUAGGCAAAGUACAUCAUCUAUUCAUUCCUUUCUGCCUUUUGUAACUUGGACUCAUCCAGAGCUGUGGUUCUAAGCUAGAGCCGGGAUCCCUAACAUUUUUGAGCCUGCAGGGGCACCGUUGGAAUUCUGACACAAAAUGGCUGCUGCAGGAAAUGGAACCUGCCAUACAAUGGCUGCUGCAGCCUACCUUUAGCCACACAGGGAAGAUCCUUGUGCUGUGGUGGCAGGCACUGCCAAAGCAACACUUUAAAAAACCUGCACAGCCAAUCAAAUCUCCAGUGGCCAAUCAGAACAGAAGCCUUGCUGGGCAAUAGCCUCACCUGGGCCCUCCCACUUGGUGAGCACCAGGAAAGGUGUCAGUAGGCACCAUGGUGCCCACAGUACCUUGUUGAAGACCCUUGAGCUAGAAUGAGUCCAUCCAAUUGUUCCUGCCGAUGGUGACAGAAGGCCAAAAGCAAUGUUUGAAGGCAAUAGGCUUGCCUGCUCUUGGCCCCUGGGAACCGAAAUUGAGAACACUGCCACUGACCAGGGAUGUUCCAUUUAGGCAUCAUGGCCAGUAAUUUGAUGCGAAGACAUCGGCACAGGGCUGCUGUUUUGCUCCUUACCAGAAUCCCAUGCAUCUCACUGAGUUCUUGGGGUGUUGCUCUGCAGAAUGGUAAAACUGCAGGGCAGAGGAAUUGUGGCUGAAGCAUCAUGUAUGCGUAACUUGUGAUUUACAAAGGCCUGGGGGCAGAGUGUAUGCAAGCAGAACUCACGGGGUCUCUUCUGCUGAGAAAUGGCAGAUAGCUGGAUUGGCUGCUGACUUACAGGAGCAAGGUUAUCAUUGAGGAACUUGUGUCUCCGAUCCUGAAGCAUGACAAAGCAUUUUUAUUCCUUGGUCAGCACUUUCCAGAGUGAUCACAAGUUUUAGCCAUCUGUGUUGGGCAACCGAGAGUCAGCCUUGCAAAAUUAUAUUGGCUAACCUACUCAGACAGUGUGCUGAAAUGAGGCAAACCAAAAGGCUUGUACUGUACCCUCAUUUUUACACGGUUGAGCAGUUCUCUGCUUCUGUGGAACAGAGCCUCAGCUAUGCAAACUAACCUGAAGCAGCCGACUCUUCUCCCACGCCCAUCCACCCCAGCCUGAUCCUAUAAUGCCUGGUGCAUGAUGACCCAAUGUCAGAGCCGCUCAGAAGUGAUCAGCAAGGCAAGUUAGUACAUCUUUGGAUGGAAAACUGUAACUCGAAAUUGGCUUUUAACUGUUAGUUUGGAAGCAACCCAAAGAGCUGUUUAGUCAUUGGAUAGGACUAACAUACAGACUCAAGAGGAUGAUUUUUUUAAAAAUGUAGUUUAACACAGUUGGGAUUAGACAGGAAUGCUUAGAAAAUUACCUUCCAGUUGUUUCACUAUGAAGCCAACUCCUGACUAUUGUGAUAGUUUUAAACAUCUUGGGAAUAAAAAAAUUCUGCAUAGGCUUUGUUUUUUUCAUUCCCCCUUUGCAUGCACAUGCUGCAAGUCGUGUCCUAUACUGAAACAUUUUUUUUUUAUUUAAAAAGGAUUUUGCACAUUGGCAGUCGGUCCAAACAUAUAAAGUUACCUUCAGCUGCAGCACUCCGGUUGCUUUGCUUGCCCCAUUGUCGUUAAAGGGACAUUUAAUGGAGGAAUUUGGUACAGAAAAAGGAGGUACCCUUGACUCCAUUGGGCCUUGGUACUGAGCAACAGGGUUGGAUCCUGUCAUCGCUUAAAAUAUUGUCAUUUUGACCAGUUCAGUUUGUGACAGCUUCUCUUGCACUAGAGACUGUUGAAAGGUACCUGUGGAUGCAACUAGUUCAAACCUCUCUGCCCAACACCAGAUUCCUUAGACGAGUGGUUUUCGAACUGUAUUCUGUGCCAUCUUUGAAAUCAUAACAGAGGUUCCUCAAUAUGGAAUGUAUCCUAGCAUCUUCUGCAAUGGGGGGAGGGUUUUUUCCCCCCAACAGUCAAGUCCAUGCUGAAAGAGUUCCCUACAAGCUAGGACUUUGAAACCCUCUAAGACCGUAGAUUUUCAAAUCCUUCAGGAGAACCCUUUCCACUUGGACUUGUUUGGCAAGGACUCCCUUGUUGCCCAGUAAAUCUUACAUUGGAUGGUCAUUUGUAAGAAUAGAGCCAGCAUGGCAUAAGUGGUUAAGAGUGUUGGACUGUGGAGACCCCAUUUAAAACUGCACUUUGCCAUGAAACGCCAUCGUGCCAAAUGGUUUGUCUAACCUAUCUAACUGGCCUGUUGUGAGAAAAAGAUGGAGGAAAGAACUUCUGUCUUCCUAAGCUUCUUGGAUCAAGGAUGGGGUAGCAAUGUAUUUAGAGAGGCUUUUGCAUCUCUGUGUUAGCUUGAAAGAGAUGGGGUAAAAGACUUGACUACUUUCAAUUUCAGGCUGACUGAGACAAGGUCCUAAACUUACCACCUGGAAAAAUCCCAAAGUUAGCAGCAGAACCAGAAUAGGAAGAUUCUUUUUUAUUCUUCUAAGUGUUUGCUGUAUGCAAAUGCAGUCAAGAUUAGAGGGCACAUUUUAGAUAUGAAGAUGUACAAAGGCCUACAUCACAGAACACGUCUUUUAUCUGCCAAUAGCCAAGUGAGGUGGGAUGGGGGCAGGAGGGUCCAGAUUUUAUUUUUUUUGCCACAAAAAUGUAUGGUGCAAUAAAUUUGUCAGGUUUUAAGGCUUUUGAUUUUUUUUCCAUUUACAAUUAAGCUCCCAGGGUAGCCCUGGGUAAAUUAAAUCUCAGUUUAAUCUACCUCAGAAGGGUAAAAUAUUAAGUAUCACUGGCUUUGAGCUCAUGCUGUGGGGGGUGGGAACAAUCUAAAUAAAGUAAAAAAGGUGUUAAAUGCUGUUGUAUGCUUUGCUAAUCAGAAUUCAAGAUGCUUAGCUAUUUGAAGCAACCGAACUGGAAUUCUUGAAUACUUUUUUUCUUCCUUAGCAGUAGGAAUACUGGGCUGACAGAUUCUCCAGUCUGAUUUUCAUGGAUUUUUACUGCUGGGGAACUUGAACUAGAGGGGCAGGGAGAAAUUAAGGUGACUUGAUGGUCAGGAACUUCUGAAAUUCAUAGUUUGACUAUGAAAUUGGACCGGCAUGAUGUGUUCAUCUUUUGAUAUCCAAUUUCUGCCUUGGCCUCCUUCGUCCAGGUUGUUGAAGACAGUAGCAGGAAAUAGCAGCCUGUGCUUUCUAAAUGUUGUUUACUUGAGCUGUUUCUUCCGGAAAUUCAAACAACCUUCACCUGACUGCGGUUAGAGCAGUCAAAUCAAUAUUUAUGCAGCUCCCUCCCGCCUUGUCUUAAACCCUUUCCCCAUACUUUGAACACAGUGAUGUAUUUCUUGUGUUAAUAAAGG
Molecule: messenger RNA, 6299 nt
Organism: Eublepharis macularius
Lineage: Eukaryota; Metazoa; Chordata; Lepidosauria; Squamata; Eublepharidae
Gene: SLC8B1
Product: solute carrier family 8 member B1
Exons: 16
Coding region: 316-2076 (586 amino acids)
Biological process (GO): intracellular calcium ion homeostasis; calcium export from the mitochondrion
Cellular component (GO): membrane
Molecular function (GO): calcium:sodium antiporter activity
Source: RefSeq, a predicted model, not a curated record